Nomia melanderi (Alkali bee) is the source of this 4379-nucleotide messenger RNA. RefSeq names its product centrosomal protein 97kDa (gene Cep97). NCBI's taxonomy places the organism in Eukaryota, Metazoa, Arthropoda, Insecta, Hymenoptera, Halictidae. The record is from RefSeq and is a predicted model, not a curated record. Gene Ontology annotation, molecular function: protein binding; U2 snRNA binding. Gene Ontology annotation, biological process: mRNA splicing, via spliceosome.
CCUUUGAUAACUUCUCUUGUUUAGAACAAUUUUUAAAUAUUUGUUCGUGUAAUGACUUUGACAGCAUUUGCAUAUUAAUUUCAUUGAUCCUGGUGUUGUCAUCACGUGCCUUUAUAUUAUUUUUCCUCUUUUUUGAAGCAGAAUUUGAAGUUUUAAUUACAUUGAAUGUACCUCUUCCGUCGAAUAUUGUUGUAUUAAAUAACGCUGCUGAAGCAGAAUUUGAAGUUUUAACAUUGUUAAAGGUUAGGUUUUUACACAUCUUUUCCUUCAUGUUCCAUUCUUCUUUUGUAAAAACCUUUAUUGAACCUUGUUUCCAUUUAUUCAUUUUAUAAGCACUGAUACAAUAGUUACAAUGACUCGAAAUCUAUAUCACAUGAAUUUUCAUUUCAUUUUACUGUUUACAACUUUGUUCAUGAUUACAAUGUAGUAACAAUGUGCUCAACACGUGACUUUAUUAUUACCAAUAUGUAUCAGAAAUCUAUAAUUAAUAAACCGCAUCAAGUAAAUUCUUACCUUUGUUAACUGUUGGUAUUAAUCGGAAAAUAAUGAAUAUUUCGAAUAAUUCAAUGAAAUUUAUCAAGUUAACGAAGUUAUAUGUCAAACAUUUUGAACUUCUGAGUCGUCCAUGUUAAACCGAAUGUACAAUUUGAAAUCUCCCAUCUCGUGUGCGUACUAAUAUUAAAAUGUGCAGAAUAUUUUAACAAUAAAUAUAAUAGCAUUUUAUAUAAAGUCUAUUAAUAUAUAAAAUGCUUACUAUUAAUAGAAAAAUAACGUUAACGUGGUAUUAAAGUAUACAUAUACAUGUAUACAUACAUAUAUACACAUACGUUGUACCUCGGUAAUGUAUUAAACACAGCUGAAAGAAAUGCAUCAAUAAAAUACACCUAAGUGUGUUAUUAUCUUCAUAUAAAAUUAAUAAAUUGUUAUUUUGAUAUAUUUUGCAAGCUUCACCUAUUUCUAUUAGGCACUAGUAGUGAUUACGACGACAUCUUUGUAGCGUCUGCCAGUUUAUUGUGUUCAUCAUGGCUUCGACGGAAUCCUUGGUAUGCGAGACACUGGAUUUAAGUGGUCAGGGUCUUAAAAAACUCUCCCGUUGUCCAUCGGACGCAGAUAUCAGUACAUUGAUUUUAGACGACAAUGAGCUUCAGCGUCUCGAUAAUCUUGAUUCUUAUCAUAGAAUUACUAAGCUUUCUAUCGUAAGAAACCAGCUACUACGAAUGUAUGGAGUAUCAAAGUUACAUAAUCUUGUAACUCUUAAUUUAGCGAAUAAUGGUAUCUUAACCAUUGAAGGCAUAAAGGAUAUGAUAAAUUUACAAACUCUUUGCUUGGCUGGCAAUAAUAUAAAGUCUAUUGAACAUUUACACACAAACACCAAAUUGGAACAUUUAGAUUUGUCUGAAAACAGCAUCAGUCAUAUCUCAGACAUAUCGUAUCUAAGACAUUUAAAGGAACUUUUCUUGCAUAACAAUCGCAUCAUAACAUUAAGGCAAUGUGAACGCUACUUACCUAGUUCAUUAGAAACAUUUACCUUGGCAAAUAAUAAUAUUACUGAUUUAAAUGAAAUGUCACAUUUAGCUAAUUUAAAAAGUUUAAUCAAUUUUUCGAUUGCCAAUAACCCAUGCGUCAGUAUGACAGGUAAUAGUAUUGGGUUUGACUAUCGCCCUUUUGUUAUCAAUUGGUGUAUGAGCUUAAAAUCAAUUGAUGGCUAUCCUGUUGAUCCUAUUGAAAGUUUGAAAGCAGAGUGGCUGUAUUCUCAGGGACGUGGUAGACAAUUUCGUGUUGGGGAACAUGCACUGCUAGCUCAGUACCUAGCAUCUGUCUGCCCUCUCUCUGGUGAAUCCCUAGAAAAUGAAACUGACAGGAAGCUUAGGCUGAUUUUGAGUAAAGCGCAACAUCAUCAACAGCAAUUAAACCAACAAAGCGACACUGGAAGUGUGCACAGCUUAAGUAGCGUUGGAAUGAGUCCUUCUCCAGCCACUAGGCGUAGACUUAGUCAUAACAGGACAAGUUCUCCUAGACGUGCCAUUGCGCCAUUGUUGACAUACUAUGAAGAUAAAUGCUUACAAUCACCAAAAUUUUAUGAAGCAAAGUACUGUGUGUGCCAUUCACCUUGUAAAGGUUCAUCAAGAAAUUCGUUAAGAAUUAGAUCUCCAGAUAGGAUGGUAUCUAGCUGUCACACAGAUGCAAUGGUUUCUUCGUGCCACACCCUUUUAAAUGAAGAGCAUGAAACAUUAAUGACUCAAAGUUUGGAUCCAAAUAUGUUAUGUGGCAGCUUAAAUAAUAAGAUAUCAAAUAACACCAUCUCCAGUAUCGAAGAAACAUCUAGUCCUCUACAGGCUGCAACAAAAUUAGUUCCGGUUCCUGAAUCCUUAAUGAGUCCAGAUUUUCGUCCACCGUCUGGACUUGCACGCAUUCUGGCAAAAACUCCACCAAGUAAAUUAACAUCACCGUGUCAAAUUACAGUACCCAGUAAACCUGUAACCGAUGGAGAUGGCAAGGCUAUUCCAAUAAUAAAUACAGUAAAUCCAAUGGCAAAAACAAAUCUCAGUUCGGUAAAAGCAAAUGCACUUGUAAAAAGUAACUCUGCGACCAAUUGCAGUAUUGGAAAACCAAAUAUCGCUAAACCUGUUGUUACAAAUCCUAGUAACAAAUGUCCACAUAGCGUGAAAAUUAAUAAUUAUGUUCAAAGUAAAACAUUACCUGGACGACGAAGUACAAAAAAUUCACCAACCCUAGGCAGAAUCAUACAAAGGCCAAAAAGUGCAAACGAUAAAAUUAAAAGUAGUAUAAUCAAAAAAACGGGAGAUGGAGAUGCAGGUAAUGUUACCCAAAGUAGCGAUGAAGAUAGCGAAGUAUGCCAAGCGAAAUUGGAUAGCAUUCGUAACCGAGCUAUUCAAAGAAGACAGGAAGACAGUAAUAAAGAUCAAGAUGAAGCUGAGAAAGCAGCAAUAUGUAUUCAAAGGAUGUGGAGAGGCUACCAUACCAGAAAUCUUAAUAAAAAGGCAACUAACGUCUUGAAGACUAUUGAAAUGAUGAGGACAAUUAAAUAUAUCCAGAAACUUUCUACUGAUAUGGAAGCUACUAGAACAGCUUUGGAAAGUGAACAUAAGCUGCAAUUAUUACAAAUGCAAGCAAUCAAUGCAUUAUGGAAAAAAGUUGUUAGUUUACAACCUAGUAGUAAUCGAGAGCCUGCGAGUAACGAUAAUGAAAAUCUUGCGCAGAAUGUAGAUGUUGUAACCAAUCUAGCACAGACGUGUAAUUUGUUACAUACUCAGGUUCAACAAUUACAAGAUUCUAUGUCAGAAAUAAAACGAUGCAUGUCAAACAUGCAAUCAAAACAGAAUCUCAUUGAUAAUGCUGUCGCGACUCAAACUGAAAUUUCUGCGGUUCAUACGCCAGCAGGCGAGGAGAAUACAUUUCCCUACACUCGAGCACACAGACCGCAGACAUUACCGAUUCAUCAAACAAUCCACGAAGGCAAUGAAAACAAAAGUUUUGCAUCUAAUCUGAUCGACAGCGUGUUAAAGAAAGUUUCUCAGUCCACCGAUACGACGGACGACGAGGUUAAUACUGACAUAUUAAACUCUAAUGAAAAUCCUGAGCUACUGAAUUCAAAUGAACAUCCAGAUAUGUUUAAAAGUUGUGAAGAGAUCGUGGAACCUGAGUUUAAAGACGUAGUGAACAACGACGCAACGAAAGAGUACGAUGUUAUUGACAAUGCUGUCAUAAAUGGCGAAGUUUGCGAAGAAACGUUAUGUAAAGAGUUACACAAUUUAAUCGAAACAGAAAUUACAUCAGAAACUUGCCAAAAUCUCGAUAAAGAGGAGAGUUCCGAACAAGUUGAGAGGGAAGAAGUUUAAUUCGAUGAAACACGCGGAAAAUAAAUAAGGAAAACGAAGGUGCAAAGUCAUAAGUUUUGAAACGGAAAUUAUGGAAAGAUAUUGUGAAUUACAGCGAAUAGUGUUUAACACACGACUGGAAAUGAUACAUCUAACUAAAAAUGCUCACUGUACAUAAGUUAAAAGAUAGCUUUUAUCGUAUUCAGACAACCAAAGUUUUAUGAUUUUAGUCGCACGAUACUUCCCACAGUUUAUACUUAAGAAGGAUGUGAUAAUUUCAUCGAAAGUUAAGGAACUUUCUGCGAUAAAAAAAUGAGAACAAGUACUAGUUACAUAAUUUUAAAUAAUCACAUCGUUAAACAGUUUUAUCAUGUAUUGUCGUACAUCGUGGUCAUUGAAGCAAUUUCGAAAAUUUUCCGUCCACAUAUCUGGCCCCUGAAAAUUUCAUCGAUGUACAAAGUGUGUAUUAAUAACUUUGAGUAUCGUUUAAAAAAAAAAACUUUGCUCCUUCUUAAAAACACACAAAUGUUAUUGUACAGG